AUAAUUGAACCAAAACAGUGAAUAGAGAGAAAAAAAGGGUACUAUUCUGAAACAAUAGGAACAUUUGGGUCAAAACAGAAAUAAUAAAAGAUGUUGGCUUUGAAGGAUUGAAAGCUUGGGAAAAAAGGCAGCUCACAUCAAAAUAUAUAGUGCUGCUGCUCUGGUGAAGCGUGUAAUACCGAUUUUAAUCAACAUUUUAUCGCGGCCAAACAUUUUUUUAAGCAUCUCGUUCCUCUUGCCAGAUCCAGAUCUUUAUAUCAGAUUGAAACAUGUCUCGGAGGUAUGAUAGCCGUACAACAAUCUUCUCCCCGGAAGGUCGCCUUUACCAGGUUGAGUAUGCAAUGGAGGCAAUUGGCAAUGCAGGGAGUGCCAUUGGUAUAUUGUCUAAAGAUGGGGUUAUAUUGGUUGGUGAAAAGAAAGUGACUUCCAAGCUUCUACAGACCUCUGCGUCCACUGAGAAAAUGUACAAGAUUGAUGAUCAUGUUGCUUGUGCUGUUGCUGGAAUCAUGUCUGAUGCCAACAUUCUCAUCAACACAGCUAGAGUCCAAGCUCAGCGAUAUGCUUUUGCCUACCAAGAGCCAAUGCCCGUCGAACAGCUGGUCCAAUCCUUGUGCGACACCAAGCAAGGCUACACUCAAUUUGGUGGGCUCCGUCCAUUUGGUGUUUCUUUCCUUUUUGCAGGCUGGGAUAAGAACUAUGGUUUUCAGCUGUACAUGAGUGAUCCGAGUGGAAACUACAGUGGCUGGAAGGCUGCAGCUAUUGGAGCAAAUAAUCAGGCUGCUCAAUCAAUGCUCAAGCAAGACUACAAGGAUGAUAUAACGAGGGAGGAGGCCAUUCAGCUUGCUAUUAAGGUGCUUAGUAAGACAAUGGACAGCACAAGUCUCACUUCGGAGAAGCUUGAAUUGGCCGAGGUCUUCCUCUCUAGUGGAAAAGUCAAGUACCAGGUUUGCUCGCCAGAGACCCUAACUCAGCUGUUGCUCAAGUCUGGAGUUACUCAACCUGCUGCAGAGGCUUCUUAAGCUUGUAUUUUGUUCGACCAUAGUGUUUGAACUUGUUUUUUGUUUGUUUAAGAAUCUGCCAUUGAUGAAUGUCCUAUAUUGAAUUCUAUUUAUGAGGCAGUUAAUGAUUUGAACUUCCUUUUCCCCUCUUACCAUAUGCUCUAUAUGGUCUGUGAUCUCUUCAUAUAUAUAUAUAUAUAUAUUUUGAGGAA
This is a messenger RNA of Salvia miltiorrhiza (redroot sage), 1210 nucleotides long. RefSeq names its product proteasome subunit alpha type-4. The transcript has 2 exons. NCBI's taxonomy places the organism in Eukaryota, Viridiplantae, Streptophyta, Magnoliopsida, Lamiales, Lamiaceae. Bases 270 to 1019 code for a protein of 249 amino acids. Gene Ontology annotation, cellular component: cytosol; proteasome core complex, alpha-subunit complex; proteasome core complex. The record is from RefSeq and is a predicted model, not a curated record. Gene Ontology annotation, biological process: ubiquitin-dependent protein catabolic process.